GGAAAAAUAUAUCCUUCAAUCAGGAAAGAUUUAAAAACGCCACAGAAAUACUACUGCUGUCCAAUUGAAGGUUGUCCUAGGGGACCCGAAAGGCCAUUUUCACAGUUUUCUCUCGUAAGGCAGCACUUCAUGAAAAUGCAUGCUGAAAAGAAGCAUAAAUGCGAUAAAUGUACCAAUUCGUACGGCACUAUAUGGGAUUUGAAACGCCAUAUUGCAGACUGUGGCAAGACUUUCCAGUGUACCUGUGGGUGUCCCUAUGCUAGUAGGACAGCAUUGUUAUCUCAUAUUUAUCGGACACAACAUGAGAUCCCGGUUGAACACAGGGAUCCGCCUAGCAAGAAAAGGAAAACCGAAAUUUCCCUGUCUACCUGCCCACUGGAAGAAAAAACAACGGACAGGACGUCCGCCAACAUCCACAGCAGUUGUGCCAGCGCUGAGGAUUUGGAGGCCUCUGAGAUCAUGUCGACCGCUUCCUCUGAAGAUCCCAGCCACUUUUAUUGUGUUCAGCCAACGCAAGCACAGCCCAAAAAUGCCCCAAAGUUUCUCUUGCCUAAGCCGAAAGUGGGUUUGGUUAAGCUCCCUGUCAUGCAGCUGACUCAGUUGCCUAUCUUGGUGCCAGCGCCGAACUCUUCUGUGAAGCCCUUUGUGGUGACUGUGGAUGAGAAGGGUUCUGUGAUGAGUACUGUUCACUUAAUGUCUGUGCCAGUCGGAAUUAUGAUACCCGCCGUGGAGACUGAAGCCCUUGCAUUGAAACCCCCACCAGCCCUUUCCAGAACCAAAACUGCCAAUGGUACUAAGCCAGUGAGUACAGGCAUCCAGGUGAAUUUAGGCAAAGCCGCCCCCCAUAAUCCAGUCCAGGAUCUAGAAGCUCUGUGCUAUAAAAACGGAAUCAGUUCCACCAAUGUUCAAACUGACCUGUCUUACUUUUCCCAGAACUUUGUGCCUUCUGCAGCUUGGCCUCCCGAUUCCUCGGUGUCCUCUUUUUCUCAGACAGACCUGACUUUCAGCUCCCAGGCGUUGCUUCCGGUUAGCGUAGAGACACAAACCCUGUUGCCCAGCUCCAAGCUGACUUCCUCCAUAGCUGCUCAGACUGAUGUGCUCGCUCAAGCUUGCUUUCAACCCUGCGGGAUUUCUCGGGAGACUCAGACCAGCAAGUCACAAAAAGGUCUCGACGGGAACGUGCACAUGGACCAGGCUGUCACAUGCGGCAGUCUUUUCAACAGCGUCCAUUCCUCGUUUCCCGAUUCCAACCCCAUGACUCCUCCUGGUGGUCCCUUGAUGGCAACCAACCUGGAUCAGAAUAUGCUACCUCAAGGAAACUGCAAAACUUUGAGCCCGGAUCCAAAGUGUGAGCAUUCAAUGAUCAGCUUCAACUCACCAACAAACAGUAUUCUUCCCCAGCAAAUGAUGACAGACAAUCAGACGCAAACCAUGGAGCUACUGAAUGACCUGGAAACCAUUUUUUCAAAUAACUCCACGGGCCACCCUGGCCUUCCCUUAAGCACCGUCUCUACCCAGAACGCUGGAAUAGAUUUUGACAUUGAGGAAUUCUUUACGGCCUCCAAUAUCCAAACUCAAACCGAAGAGGCCGAAUUGGGCAACUUGAACUCCGUACCGGCCUUGGAGUCCUUAGACAUUGAAACCCAGACAGAUUUAUUUUCAGACCACGCUUCCCAAUCCUAUACCUCUCGAGGCAAUUCUAAUUUCUUAGGCUUAGAAAUGUUCGAUACACAGACCCAGACAGACUUAAAUUUCUUCCUGGACACUCCCUACCUGCCUCUGGGGAACAUUUUGAAGCCCUCUGCUUUUCUGGUGAGUGCAGACUCUUCCAACACAGAAACCCAGACAGAAAUGAGGUGUCCUGACAGCGUGAUCUCCGAUCAUAUGUCAGACAGCAAAGUCCAGCUGAACAGUGCUGAGACACAGACCAUAGACAGCUGUCUUGAUACUCUGGGCAGUUUAUUUCUCACCAGCAACGAGACUCAGACCGUUAUGGAUGAUUUCCUUUUGGCUGACUUGGCCUGGAAUACGAUGGAGUCACAGUUCAGUUCCGUAGAGACCCAAACCUGUGCGGAAUUGUGCUCUUUGCUUCAGGGCUCCAACAAAGCAAGCUGCUGAGUGUGCCGUUCCCACACCGUAUAGCACUUUGAGGGUUAAGUGAUAUAUAUAUAUGAC
Messenger RNA from Notechis scutatus (mainland tiger snake), 2175 nucleotides. Lineage: Eukaryota; Metazoa; Chordata; Lepidosauria; Squamata; Elapidae. The record is from RefSeq and is a predicted model, not a curated record.